UCAGAGGAUAGGAGCAGAGCGGCGGAAGUUUGCGCUCCCACAUGAAACAAGAAGCUAGCGGAUUAAACAGUAACGUUUAUGAUCACAUUCUCCGACCCAACGUUCAAACGGAAUGAACCGCAUCGUGAAUCAUCGCUGUUAUGCAUGUUAUACACGACGUCUAGCAAAGGAGGGCAAUGUUGCUGUCACCUGCUAAAUUCGUGGACAAGAUAAACGUGCGAGCAGAAAUCAAGGUGUGACGACAACGGUUGGUCGGUGCGUAGGAGCACUCCCUGCAGGCCUGCCCAGCGGACAUUUGUGUGUGUUUAUGGUGUUGUGUGUAUACGAGUGAGUGGCAUAGCAGCUGGGGGUUGUAACGUGAUGCCAAGAUGCUGCUGUCCCUGGGAAUGCUGAUGUUGUCGGCCACACAGAUCUACACCAUCUUCACCGUUCAACUCUUCGCCUUCCUUAACCUACUGCCUGUGGAAGCCGAUAUUGCUGCUUACUCAUUUGACAACAAAACGGAGAACUUUGAUGACCUGCCUGCACGGUUUGGCUACAGGCUUCCCAGUGAUGGACUGAAAGGCUUCCUGAUUGGCGCUCGCCCAGAAAACGCCUGCGAGCCCAUCGAACCUCCUCCGAGGGACAACUUGACGGGCGCCUUCAUCGUCCUCAUCAAACGAUUUGACUGCAACUUUGACAUCAAGGUUCUCAACGCCCAGAAGGCUGGGUACAAGGCAGCCAUUGUUCACAAUGUGGACUCUGAUGACUUAAUCAGCAUGGGAUCCAAUGAUGUGGAUGUUAUGAAGCAGAUAAUUAUUCCCUCUGUGUUCAUAAGCGAAGAGACUGCCAACUCUCUGAAAGACGACUACUUGUAUGACAAGGGGGGGCAUGUAGUCCUCAUGCCGGACUUCAGCCUCCCGCUGGAAUACUACCUGAUCCCGUUCCUCAUCAUCGUGGGAAUCUGCCUCAUUCUCAUUGUUGUCUUCAUGAUCACCAAGUUCGUCCAGGAUCGGCACAGGGCUCGGAGGAGCCGUUUGCGUAAAGAUCAGCUGAAGAAGCUUCCCAUCCACAAGUAUAAGAAAGGGGAUAACUAUGAUGUAUGUGCCAUAUGCCUGGACGAAUAUGAGGACGGAGACAAACUCAGAGUCCUGCCGUGUUCUCAUGCCUACCACACCAAAUGCGUGGACCCCUGGCUGACCAAAUCUAAGAAGACGUGUCCGGUGUGCAAGCAGAAGGUGGUCCCCUCGCAGGGCGACUCCGACUCGGAUUCGGAGGAGGGGGACAGCGGCCCCGAGGAGAACGAGGAGGUGUCUGAGAGCACCCCGCUGCUGCGCUCCCUGGCGUCCACCAGCGCCCACUCCUUUGGCAGCAUGUCCGGAGUGUCGCGCUCGGAGCAGGACCAGGACUCCUCCGAGUACGAUGACGACGAGCUGGACAGCAGCGACAGCGAGGAGGAGGUUACCGUGGAGACUGUGGUGGUGCAGAUGCAGCAGCCGUGCUCCGAGGGCCACGAGCACGACCUGCCCCGAGCUUGACUGACACGUCGGCUGGCCUGUUUGGUCACUAAACCGCCCCCCCUGCCCCGUUCAAAAGCCCUCCCCAACCACACAGCUGCAGAGACUUUUGUUGGGGGCACAAAACAGAUUAAUCCUCCCAGGUCUUCGAUCACCGCUUACAGCACGUUGUCAUCUUAUCCUACCUGCGAUUUCAAGUACAAAUCUAAGUUUUCGUUUUGAACAUGAUUUUGGGUAACGCGCACAGUUCCAGGUGUGACUGGACACCAGUCAGCAGAUUGGACAGGAUGUACAGUAGACUGCUAUACUGUACUUUAUGUCGUCAUUAAAAAAAAGUAUACAAGUGUGUGUCUGGGUCCAAACACAUGAUCACGCUUGACACAAAGUUCAGUAAAAGUAUAAAUCACAAUAAAGUACGUCUUGCCCCUCGAUUAUCUCCUGUCCUACAUGUACAUACAUUAUUGUACAUACACGCUCAUGCUACUUGAGACAACUCGAACCACUAUGCAGCGUCCUUUUUAAACGAGUACGGAAACAUGUAGAGCCACAGCAAUACGGUUCUGCCAAUUUAUUUCUAGCCUGAUUGUUUGAAGGAGCCUCGGUUCUCCUGCGUUCUGUGCCACGGUGUCUGUUACAGCGAUCGCACGAGAGAAAAUGAAGCCAAACCCUUGUGAGCGACACAUUCAGGAAAAAGAAUGUGCUCUCUCUGUGUGGCGUCAUGUGAGGCUGUGGGUUUCACUAGUUCAAAGUGUGGAAAGACACUUGCGUGAAAACCGUCUCUGCGCUGCCUGUGGUAGACUUCUUCUGGCUGCUCCAGACCCAUCACUUCAUUUAACACAGCUACUGCUCUGUAGGCUUGGAAUACACACCUAAUUGACCUGAUCUCAUUUUAAUACUGUUUAUAGUAAAUAUGCUUAAGUUUUUUUUGUUUUCUUUUUCUUUUUUUGUCAUAACAUGGCUUGAUGUUUGUUGACAAAUCCUGUUGCCUUCUCGGUUUAUGUAAUUUUUGUCUUGUCAGUGUUUUCCUGCUCAUGUAUGUCUGUUCUCAGUAUGAAUACACUUCAAUAAAAUGAAAAAAAUGACACUUGA
Messenger RNA from Acanthochromis polyacanthus (spiny chromis), 2585 nucleotides. It is a transcript of the gene rnf13, whose product is annotated as ring finger protein 13. The transcript is spliced from 10 exons. Gene Ontology annotation, cellular component: cytoplasm; nucleoplasm. The coding region runs from base 369 to 1517 and encodes 382 amino acids. Gene Ontology annotation, molecular function: zinc ion binding; ubiquitin protein ligase activity. The record is from RefSeq and is a predicted model, not a curated record. Gene Ontology annotation, biological process: protein ubiquitination; positive regulation of DNA-templated transcription; ubiquitin-dependent protein catabolic process. Lineage: Eukaryota; Metazoa; Chordata; Actinopteri; Pomacentridae.